Messenger RNA from Lasiodiplodia theobromae, 969 nucleotides. Its product is annotated as Glycoside hydrolase family 43. The transcript is spliced from 4 exons. NCBI's taxonomy places the organism in Eukaryota, Fungi, Ascomycota, Dothideomycetes, Botryosphaeriales, Botryosphaeriaceae. The coding region runs from base 1 to 969 and encodes 322 amino acids. Gene Ontology annotation, biological process: carbohydrate metabolic process. The record is from RefSeq and is a predicted model, not a curated record. Gene Ontology annotation, molecular function: hydrolase activity, hydrolyzing O-glycosyl compounds.
AUGCGGCCGCUUACUUCGUUGAUUUGCUGGCUCCUCUGGGCCCAAGCCCACCUUGCCGGGGCAGCAACCUUCUCCAACCCGCUCAAGAACCCCAAUGGCUCGGAUCCUCACAUUGUGUACACGGGUGGUUACUACUACCUGAUGACCACGACCUGGACCAACCUCCAGAUCACCCGGGCCACGACGCUGAACGGCUUGAAGACUGGGGAGACGAAGACCGUCUGGACCGACACCACGGCGUCGCGCUGCUGCAACGUCUGGGCUCCGGAGCUUCACUAUCUCGAUGGGCUCUGGUACAUCUACUACACGGCCGGCACCAGCGCCAACCUGGACGGCCAGCGUCCGCACGUGCUGAAGGGCGGCGCGUCGCCAUGGGAUGCCUACAGCUACCUGUCGCAGCUGACGAACGUGUGGGGCAUCGACGGCACCAUCGUGCGCUUCACGACGGGCAACUACUUCGUCUACUCGUGCAUGAGCAACAGCCUGCAGUCGCUGUGCAUCGCGCCGAUGAACUCGCCCGGCUCGCUCGGCACCAGCAAGGUGCUCUCGACGCCCACCGCGUCGUGGGAGACGGUCGGCGCCCCCGUGCAGGAGGGCCCCGCCGCCAUGUACCACGGCGGCAAGACGUACCUCACCUACUCGGCCAGCUACUGCUGGACCUCGAGCUACCAGCUCGGCCUGCUGACCUGGAACGGCGGCGACCCUACCUUGUCGAGCAGCUGGGCCAAGAGCGGCCCCGUCUUCAGCUCGGCGAACGGCAACUACGGAACUGGCCAUAACGGUUUCUUCCAGAGCCCCGAUGGAACCGAGAUCUGGAAUGUGUACCAUGCGACGUCCAACAGCGGCGGCGCGUGCGACGGCAACAGGUACACGGCGGCGCAGAAGGUCAACUGGAACUCGGAUGGCACGCCCAACUUCGGCAAGGCAGUUGCUUUGGGCACCAACCUUGCGGGUCCUUCUGGAGAGUAG